AUGAUGUCAAAUCGUGGUAGCCAAACGGACUUUCGUGAAUCUUCCACGCAAACUGCCGGAGACCCCACAUCUCUCGGAAUGUCGUGCUACCCGCGAUCAAUCGCUCGACUUCUUGGGGAAGCUGAGGAUCAUCAGCUCUGGGAUGCUUCAAUUACGCAAAAACUUUCCUUCGGUGUUCCGCUAGAGCAAUUUGAUUUCUGUUUCGAACCUAGCAGCUUCUUCAACAAAACUAAAUGGGUAUGCCACGAAGUCAAUCAAGGAACGUUGUCCGACACGUUGCUCAACCACGAAGUUGGACGAUCGUGGAUUGAUAACGGGACAGACGCGUCUUGCAAACGUCGACAUAAAUUGAACCUUGCUGAUUGGAGCAUGAAAUGUUAUAAUCCGGCUGAAUCGAGAAGCUGUGACGCACUCCUCAGGAGAUAUUCUGAGCGAGCUUCGGUGUAUUAUUUCAAGCAGUUUUCUCAGAUACAUUACCCGGUUUUUCUUGGAACGCCUGUUCCCAAGACGAGCUUGAACUGUCGAAGAAUGGUGGAACUUUCCGAAACGGCAUUGAACAGAAAACUUCAUCAGUUGAAAGCAUCAUGUCUGGGUAAUCAAGAUUUCGAUCGCUCGCUUCGACAAUUUGAUUUGGAUGAAGGGCCAUGCAAGUGCCGGCGCAAGGAACGUGUCCAACAGCCAAAGAAGCACCCGAAAGCGAGUUCCUUAUUCUCUGGAUCAGUGGACCCUGCUGCGGUGGAUGACAUGGUGGACGAGGAAUCAGUUUUGCUCGUCAUGGGUUCGCUUUCCGGGUCUCCGGGCAUAAUACGGUGUGAGCCAACAGUGAAGCAGCAAAUUAAUUUCCUCGUCCGCUGGUUUGCCGGUUGGAGCGAAAUGCAGAAAUCUGAUUUCGUUCCUGCCCUUGUGAAGAAGACGUCUUCAUGCGGGAUCAAUGGGAUCGUGGAUCUUUUAGCCGAUACUAAUUUGAAGGAAACCCGGCCAACUUUAUUCUCGUGCCAAAUGAAGCUGUUCGACGAAUGGUGUGACGCCUGGACAGACGACGAGAAGCAAGAAUUCAUUUCUCGAAUCCAAGAGAUUGACGGCGCGUUCUUUGACAAGUACCAACGGACAUUAAGUGGGGAAGAAGACCGAGUUGCUGCCGAAAUGGAGCGAGAAUUCAUGUCCAUUUUGGCGUCUGCUCACGUGGAGCGCGAAUCAUCUUCCGACGUCGUGACGCCGGAAACUGUCCUAUCUGACAUCGUCACAGCCGAGCAGUUUGUCGGUCAGCACGCCACUCUCGUUUAUGUCGAAGAUGACAAGUCUUCUGACCUGAGCCCGGCAGAAGAGACUGGGAGCACUGAGCAACUGACCACACCCAACAGCGACAAAGAACCUGAUGUACCGGCCGAGGAUUGCGAUGAUGCCGGGGGUGUAUAAUCACCACCGACAUACAGUGGACCCUUGGUUGACAACUCACUUGGUUCCAGACAAAAGUUUUUAAAUUUUCCCAUAGACUUCAAUGGGGAAGAAUUUAAUCCAGUCUGUGAUCCCAAAAGACCAUCAAAUAUUGAAUAUUGAAAAAAUUCAAGACCGUGAACUAAAAUCGGAAUAAGUUGAUGAGCCCAGAUUGUUGUUACAGUGUUAUAUGGAAGUACAGUAGUACUGAUGAAAAAAAAGAUAAAAAAAAAGCUUUACAUCCCAAGAAACACAUACUAAACUACUAAAGGAUACAUUUCUGGGGAAUAUGAAAGUUCUUUUCUUCAUGCUGCUAGUAAAUGUUUCAAACAAUUGAACAAAAAAGCAAAUAAUUCUUUCACCGAAAAUCGCAAAUAAAUGAUGCAGCUAAAAAAAAUUUCAAGACACAAGACUAUGCACAUUGCAAGUGCCAGAAGGGAAGAAUUUUCAAAUCGGUGCAUAGGUGAAUUAUUUGCACUUGGAUUCUACCAUAAAUUUCAGCUCCAAAAACAAAUUUUGAAUCUUCACCUUCAGGAAUUUUUUCCAAGAAAAAAGUUUGUUGACCAAAUUUUAGUUUGUUAGCUGAGGGAUUUUUCCUGAAAGUUAAAAUGUUGUUAACCAAGUACAGUAGUUUCUUGACUAAGGGUCCACUGUACAAUGGGUUUUAACUCCUGGGACUAACAAUUGUGCAUAUUUUGGAAUCUCUUUUCAAGUGUCGACUUCUUGCGCGCUGUGUUCAGAACUCGGCGAGCGACAAAGGAAAAGAAACAAACAUUCGUUGAUCAUGUUUACUCGACCGUUCCAAAUGCGACGUUAAUGCUCGUUUUGAAUGCUCUCUAUGUUGAUGACUUCCCGACCAUUCCAUGAAGUAAAGUGAAGAAAAGUUGUGUUCUCA
Notodromas monacha is the source of this 2329-nucleotide messenger RNA. Lineage: Eukaryota; Metazoa; Arthropoda; Ostracoda; Podocopida; Cyprididae. The record is from the annotation of a GenBank genome assembly.